AUGCGCCGUUUUUCCACCAAAGUUGCUAAGCCGCUCCAUCAGCACUCGAAGAAGGUCGAGAACAAGACGAACCAAGAAGCCUCGCUUCAGCGAAAAUCCACUGCAGAAGUAGCAGUCAACACGGAGAGCAACUUCUUGAGCCAUUUUGCGGCAUUCGAUAGCUUGGAACACUACGUGGACGUCACGAUGGUCGAGUAUACCAAAAAGGACGACAGCGACAAGCCAUAG
Peronospora matthiolae is the source of this 228-nucleotide messenger RNA. The record is from the annotation of a GenBank genome assembly. Lineage: Eukaryota; Oomycota; Peronosporomycetes; Peronosporales; Peronosporaceae.